Messenger RNA from Scleropages formosus (Asian bonytongue), 3861 nucleotides. RefSeq names its product WD repeat domain 32 (gene wdr32). Bases 168 to 1529 code for a protein of 453 amino acids. Gene Ontology annotation, cellular component: Cul4-RING E3 ubiquitin ligase complex. The record is from RefSeq and is a predicted model, not a curated record. Gene Ontology annotation, molecular function: protein binding. The transcript has 6 exons. NCBI's taxonomy places the organism in Eukaryota, Metazoa, Chordata, Actinopteri, Osteoglossiformes, Osteoglossidae.
UGUUCUCUGUUCUGGCCGUUCUGCUGCUUGUACGUUCGCGUGUAGCUCGUCGCGAGCGAGGGGGUCUGCGCUCAUAAUGCGAGCGGAUCGUCGCUCGGGCGCAGCCGAGACCCCGACGGGAAGCCGUCGCCGGUAGCUACAGAGGGCUCGUUCGCGGUCGCAGCGCCAUGAGCGCGGCCAAGUCGCACCCGGACAGGCCGGGCGAUGCGGCGGAGCGGCUCCGCGAGCGGCCGCGGCUCGGGGGGGUGUUCUGGUGGCUGCGGCAGAGGGCUCUCGGCAGGGGGCUCUUCGUGGACCCCGCGCGGGACAACUUCAGGACCAUGACGAGCCUGUACAGCUCGAUGCACCCCGCGGACUCGGUGAACCUGGGCACGAGGACGCACGGCGCCGUGUUCAACCUGGAGUACUCGCCCGAUGGGUCAGUGCUGACGGUGGCGUGCGAACAGACCGAGGUCCUUCUCUUUGACCCUGUAUCUUCCAAGCACAUUAAGACCCUGGUGGAGGCCCACGAGGACUGUGUGAACAACAUCAGGUUCCUGGACAACCGGCUGUUCGCCACCUGCUCGGACGACACCACCAUCGCGCUGUGGGACCUGCGCAAGCUCAACACCAAGGUGUGCUCGCUGCACGGCCAUGCCAGCUGGGUGAAGAACAUCGAGUACGACACCAACACGCGUCUCCUGGUCACCUCUGGCUUUGAUGGCAACGUCAUCACCUGGGACACCAACAGGUUCACUGAGGACGGUUGCCCACACAAGAAAUUCUUCCACACGCGCUACCUGAUGCGAAUGCGCCUCACCCCCGACUGCUCCAAGAUGCUUAUCUCGACCUCGUCGGGCUACCUGCUCAUCCUGCACGACCUGGACCUGACCCAGUCGCUGGAGGUGGGCACCUACCGCACCCUCCGCAGCCGCCGCACUACCCUCAACGCCGACGGCUCCAGGACUCCCGGUGCCCCUCGUCACGGCAAUGACUCCAGCAAGGCCCGACCCCAGGCCUCGCACAGAGAAGGAGCCUCUCCACGGAACAGUCUAGAGGUUCUGACCCCGGAGGUGCCUGGUGAGAGGGACCGCGGUAACUGCAUCACCUCCCUGCAACUACACCCCAAGGGCUGGGCCACGCUGCUCCGCUGCUCCAGCAACACUGAUGACCAGGAGUGGACCUGUGUCUACGAAUUCCAGGAGGGCGCCCCCCCGGUGCGGGCAGUCUCUCCGCGCCGUUCACUCCGGCUCACCCACUACAUCGAAGAGGCCAACGUGGGCCGAGGCUACAUCAAGGAGCUGUGCUUCAGCCCGGACGGACGCCUCGUCUGCUCCCCCUUUGGCUACGGAGUCCGUCUGCUGGCAUUCGACGGGCGAUGCGGCGAGCUAGCCGACCGCCCGGCAACCGAGACGGAGCGACUGCGCGAGGUGCGCUCCGUCUACUCCCACAGCGACGUGGUCCUCACGACAAAGUUCUCACCCACCCACUGCCAACUGGCGUCCGGAUGCCUCAGCGGUCAGGUGUCUCUCUAUCAGCCCAGGUUUUAGACUCCCGAUGCAAGAGAAUCCACAUCUGCGGAAAGAAACUAAAAUGGGGAUUGUGCCAGUCCUGCGCACUCUUUCCCUUGAUGCCUCAGAGAAGGCCAGACUGCAGUACAAUUACAUGCAUGUACCCCGUUCGCCUCUAUGCAGAGUGUUUGUGUGGAGACUCUUGACAUUCAGGGGAAAUAAAAUGCAGGACUAUGGGAACUGAGCCCAUCUUCCCUGCCGGACAGCAAACAGCCCCAUGGUGGCGCACCAGUUAGAGAGACCCACGUGGGCUUACGUUCGCCGAAGUGUCGAGUAGAGACUGCUGCCCCUGGUUGGCCACCUCACCUUUCUGUUGGUGCUCCUUAAUUGGUCUUGAUUUCUCACGUUUAAAAUGGUGUGUAUGCUAGACACAAUUGGUCAGUGUUUUUUUUUUUUUUAAAUUUUUUUUAAAUAGUCAGGUUUUUGCUUGCAGAUGUAAUUUGUUUACACAUUGCCCCCAGGAGCUUUUUAUUUUUAAAGAUUUGCUAUGGAGUUUUCUAUGCUAGAAUUAUGCUGUACGUUUCAUCGCUUCGAUGUGAAAUGUGUCGCGGUUGCGUUGCCAGCGUUUAAUCCUGCAUGUCUGUGAUGGACGAUGGACCGCAGUUUGGUGUUUCUUGCAGCAGACUGAUAAAAUCUUCAGUGUUUUGCUCCUGACGUUGACUGAGUGUGCCAGCCCUCACACAAAAGUUGAUUUUAUUGAGUUGAUUUGCGAUGAGUUUCAUUCGUUCUCAAAUUAUCGAUAGUAGUCCAGUACAAGUUUGUGAUAAUCCAGCAUCUUAUCUCAGAAGUGUAGGGCAUCAAGCAGGGAACACCCUGGAUGGGAUGCUGCUCUAUUACAGGGCGAAUACACACCCAUGUUUAUUUACACAUGCAGAUGGUGACUGUUACCAAUCCACCUGAAACGCUUCUUUGGACUGUGUGCGGAAACCAGAGAACCCGGACGAAACGCAUGCGAAUGCAGGGAGAACAUGUAAAUCCCCCGCGGACUGAGCCAGGUUUAAACCCGCAUUGGAACCUACAGCACAGGAGCUGCAAGGCACCAGUGCUACCUGCUGUGCCGCCCUAUUACUCUUCAUGUUGCUUUUUUUUUUUUGUCCCUGUCCUUUCACACCGGAAAGUUCACCGUAUCCAUGUAGUUAGUGGUCACGUCUCCCUAAACUGUCAUUGAAAGUUAAUGGUUGGGGGUCCAUGCUCACAGUACCAUCAACUUGCUGUUUUUGUUUAUAUUUAAGCACCUACUCCACGCCCCCGAUGGGUCGGGGUUUGUCUCGUGAGCAGCUGUACUCUUCCACCAAGCAAAGCUGUGGUAUUACUAUGGCUUGUUGGGAAAACAGUGAGUGCAUAAUGAUUCUGUUGUUACUUGGGUUUACUGUAUUUUUUUCUCGUGUUUAGCGGGUGGGACAGAGGAAGGUUUUUAUCGUACUCAUGUUUUAGGGUAUUUUGCACAAUAGAGCGUAGAAUGUGACAGUUUUCAGUGGGUUAAAUGAGCGUGAAGGGGGGCACAGCAUGGGGCGGGAAGCUUUUUAAGAGAAUGGCUGAUGUUGGUAUGUGAAGUUGGUGCAGAACACUUUUUAAAAACAGGAAGCAACAUCACUUUGGACCAUGUGAUGAGAGCCGAGACCCAAGAACACUCGCGUCACUGCUAUUGACUAUCAAAACAGUUGAAUUGCAGUAGGACGUGACCUGCCCUUAAACACUUCCCUCCAUGCAAAAACAGGUACCAUAACCUGCCAGGACCCCUAAUGAACCCAGACAAGCCAGGGUGUACUUUUUCAUCAUGGCACUGCCCUCUUACAUCACCACCCCCGUAAUGUUGGCAGUACAGGCUGCGCUGCAUGAAUCUGGACACCAGCAUUCAUUUCUAAUCAACACUUAUUUGUGCUGAUGAAGAUAAACACACACCUUUUUGUGGUUCACAGUGGGCAAUGGCCCAUCUUCAUGUAAACACAAGUAUGUGUGUGUGGAUAUUUAUGUACAUAAGUGCAUUUAUUCUCAUGAAACAUGUAACAUUUCUUCAUUGUGUAGUUUUAAUAUCUCCCCAUUUUCUUACCCCCCCAAAAAAGUGUGUUUUGUACUCGUUCUUGUUUUUGCCUACACAUUUGAUCUUCCACCUUACAUCAUGAGUUCAGUGAAAAGAUCAGUGACAUCACAGCUGUUGUUUGUAACAUGUCAGGGAGGAGUAAAAACCAUAUAGCGAGGCUCACAUUUUCAAUGUUUUUAAUUUUCUGUUUAUACCCACAGAUGUACGGUGUUGCUUGAAUGUAUGUGAAGCCCUUGUGUCCUUUAGUUUUACCAUAAAAUGGUUAUUUAA